GCGUCUCUCGUGGCAGUGAUGGCACUCGCCGCCGCCCGUCGCAACACUGUCUACGAGUUCGAAACCGACGACCAGACCCAGGAGCAGGAGGGUCACCCAGGCAGCAGCGUCCGCGGCUCCUACAGCUGGAUGUCACCGACGGGCGUCAUAUUCACCGUCGAGUACGUGGCCGACGAGCUGGGCUUCCGUGUCACCAAGUCCAACGCCGUCCCUCUUACCCAUGGCGGCGUGGCGGCUGACGGUAACCAGGGAUCUUUUGUGCCUCAGACCCACAAUUCUUACCGGUACUUGUAGGAGGAGCUGUCGAGCGGCCGUUAGGAUUCCUUUUCUCGUUGUUGUAGGGCUGACAGGACUCCUGACUCAUAAAGUAUCAUAGGAUCCUCUGGUGAAAGCUGCCAAGACCUCUCCCACAUCCUACAGGAACUAUUAGCCUCCUCAGGUCCUGACGUCAUCUCUGACUGACAUCGGACUGUAUGGACGAGUGUGACGUCACUUCUGUCUUUGAAUUACAGUAUAGGAACGACUGUAUUAUUUUAUAUUAUAGGAUUUAUUAUAUCAAUUAAUCAUUAUAUUGUUUUGUUGACAAUAAUGAUCCAUUGUUUGUUUGUUGGAGUUUUUGUUAAUAUUUUCCGAUCA
Molecule: messenger RNA, 636 nt
Organism: Homarus americanus (American lobster)
Lineage: Eukaryota; Metazoa; Arthropoda; Malacostraca; Decapoda; Nephropidae
Product: cuticle protein 6-like
Exons: 2
Coding region: 19-294 (91 amino acids)
Cellular component (GO): chitin-based extracellular matrix
Molecular function (GO): structural constituent of chitin-based larval cuticle
Source: RefSeq, a predicted model, not a curated record